This is a messenger RNA of Lactuca saligna, 1555 nucleotides long. NCBI's taxonomy places the organism in Eukaryota, Viridiplantae, Streptophyta, Magnoliopsida, Asterales, Asteraceae. The record is from the annotation of a GenBank genome assembly.
GUUGCUCCUUCUCUGCGUGUGUGUCUGCUUUCUCCGCCAUUCCUUUACCAAAAUCGGCAUCUAUAAAUAGAAUCCACUUCUUCGAGAUCUGAUACUCUGAUACAUAACAAUUCUUCAAAACAAUCUUUGAAUCAACACCCGAAGAAAAAUGGCCGAGAAAGAAGGAGAAAAACAGGUCGAAGAAGAGAAGAUGCCUCUUCUCACCCCUUACAAAAUGGGCAAAUUUGAGCUUUCUCACAGAGUUGUAUUGGCACCUCUAACAAGGCAAAGAUCCUAUGGGAAUGUCCCUCAGCCGCAUGCAAUCUUAUAUUACUCACAAAGAACAACAAAAGGAGGCCUUCUUAUUUCAGAAGCGACUGGUGUUUCCGACACUGCCCAAGGGUAUCCAGAAACACCAGGUAUAUGGACAAAGGAACAAGUAGAGGCAUGGAAGCCAAUUGUGGAUGCUGUUCAUGCAAAAGGAGGAAUCUUUUUCUGUCAAAUUUGGCAUGUUGGAAGGGUUUCAAAUACUGGUUUUCAGCCAAAUGGGCAAGCGCCAAUAUCUUCUUCUGACAAAGAACUAUUUCCUCAACUACGAAGCAAUGGAAUUGAUGUUGCAAAGUUUACACCACCAAGGAAGCUAACUACAGAGGAGAUUCCACUUGUUGUUAAUGAUUUCAGAAUUGCUGCAAGAAAUGCAAUUGAAGCUGGUUUCGACGGAGUUGAGAUCCACGGCGCUCAUGGUUACCUGAUCGAGCAAUUCAUGAAAGAUCAAGUGAACGACCGGACCGAUCAAUACGGCGGCUCUUUACAAAACCGCUGCCAAUUCGCUCUGGAAAUCGUCGAGGCGGUCGUCAACGAGAUCGGACCGGAUCGAGUCGGGAUCCGACUAUCCCCAUUCGCGGAGUACAUGGAAGCUGCUGAUUCGAAUCCGGAAGCUUUAGGUCUUUACAUGGCGGAGUCUCUGAAUCAAUAUAAAAUUGUUUAUUGCCAUAUGGUGGAACCGAGGAUGAAGAAAUCGGUGGGGGAAACAGUUGAAAGUCCGCAUAGUCUUGUCCCGAUGAGGAAAGCGUUCAACGGGACUUUUAUUUCGGCCGGUGGUUUUGAUAUGGAAGACGGGAAUACGGCGGUGGCGGAGAAUCGGACGGAUCUUGUUGCUUAUGGUCGUUUGUUUUUGGCGAAUCCGGAUCUGCCGAAACGGUUUGAGCUUAGGGCUCCGCUUAAUAAGCCUAAUAGGGAGACGUUUUAUUCGCUGGAUCCGGUUAUUGGGUAUACAGAUUACCCGUUUCUUGAGACCAAGGUUUAAAUUUGCUGCGAUUAUUGUUGGCAUAAACUAAGAAUUUUAUGUAGAGAAAGAAAGAAGGCGAUAUGGAGAUAAUGUGAUGUUACUUAUGCAAGUGUGUUUUGUCUUUAAGUAUGUUAUGUUACAAAAUAUUCUAUUCAUUUAGUUUUGCAUAAUGAGAUCAAGCUAGCGAGGGACACACACAGACCAUAAGAUAUCAAUAUUUUAAAAGUUGCGUUUUGUAUGAAUGGAACAGAAACAAGAAACUAGAAACACAAAUGUUAUGAAUGGAAC